UGAAAGUAAACCUCAAUGUGAAAUAGUAUUAUUUUAUUUCAGUGAAAAUAAACCUCAAUAUGAAAUAGUAUCAUUUUAUUUCAGUGAAAGUAAACCUCAAUGUGAAAUAGUAUUAUUUUAUUUCAGUGAAAGUAAACCUCAAUGUGAAAUAGUAUUAUUUUAUUUCAUUGAAAAUAAACCUCAAUAUGAAAUAGUAUCAUUUUAUUUCAGUGAAAGUAAACCUCAAUGUGAAAUAGUAUUAUUUUAUUUCAUUGAUAAUAUACCUCGAUGUAAAAUAGUAAUAUUUCAUUUCAGUGAAAGUAAACCUCAAUGUGAAAUAGUAUUUUGUGGUUGGAGAG
Messenger RNA from Lottia gigantea (owl limpet), 338 nucleotides. RefSeq lists its product as hypothetical. NCBI's taxonomy places the organism in Eukaryota, Metazoa, Mollusca, Gastropoda, Lottiidae. The transcript has a single exon. The annotation marks the transcript as partial. The record is from RefSeq and is a predicted model, not a curated record.